Messenger RNA from Closterium sp. NIES-65, 405 nucleotides. NCBI's taxonomy places the organism in Eukaryota, Viridiplantae, Streptophyta, Zygnematophyceae, Desmidiales, Closteriaceae. The record is from the annotation of a GenBank genome assembly.
AUGGAGGCGAACAUCGUGAACGAGUGUCGCAGGCGACGCUUCUUCGAGACGCAGCAGGACAUCGUCAAGCGCAAGCAGAAGGACGCCGCCAGGCAACGCAAGCGAUUCUCUACUGCUCUUUCCGCCACACCUGUCACAUAUACGCGCGUGCCUCCUCCUGCCUGCGCCCUUUCUUCACGCGUGACCCGGGCAGCGGCCAGCAAGGCAGCAGCCAGAGACAUGCAAUGCCUGACCUCUGCACCUCUCGUGCUCUCUGUCUGCUCUCCACCCUUCCUCCCCUUCACAGGCGUGCCUCCUCCGGCCCGCGUCCCUUUCUUCACGCGUGACCCGGCGGCGGCCAGCAAGGCAGCAGCCACCUCCAAUGACGAUGAUGAUGACUUCUGGGAUGCCAAGGUCGAGCUGUAG